Manacus vitellinus (golden-collared manakin) is the source of this 1652-nucleotide messenger RNA. It is a transcript of the gene MEMO1, whose product is annotated as mediator of cell motility 1. The record is from RefSeq and is a predicted model, not a curated record. Bases 1 to 1200 code for a protein of 399 amino acids. Lineage: Eukaryota; Metazoa; Chordata; Aves; Passeriformes; Pipridae. The transcript has 10 exons.
AUGCUCUGUCCCUGCAGCCCUCAGCGCCCCAACUGCUCCCACGGCCCGUGCGGGGCCCGGGGAAGCGGCGGAGGCGCGAGAUCCCGGGAUAACCCAGCGGGCCUGGCCGGGUAUCCCCCCGGCCCCCCCGCGCUCCCCUCGCCUGACCCGCGCCCGGAAUCUGCCCGCCACCACGGAGACACGGCCCGCCAAUCAGCGCGCACGCUCCCAUCGCCACGGCAAGCGCGCCGCAAUCCACGGCCGGCUCUCCGCCUGGCCCCGCCCCCUGCCCCGCUCCCGCGGGGCGGUGCCGGGCUCGUCAGGCGAUGUCACACCGGGUGCUCUGGCCGGGAGGCCAGCCACGCCGGCAGCUGGUACACGGCCUCAGGACCCCAGCUGAAUGCACAACUAGAAGGGUGGCUUUCUCAAGUACAGUCCACAAAAAGACCUGCAAGAGCCAUUAUUGCACCCCACGCAGGAUACACGUAUUGUGGAUCUUGUGCAGCCCAUGCUUACAAACAAGUGGAUCCUAAUAUCACCCGAAAAAUUUUCAUUCUUGGGCCUUCCCAUCACGUGCCCCUCUCCCGAUGUGCACUUUCCAGUGUGGACAUUUACAGGACACCUCUGUAUGAUCUCCGAAUUGACCAAAAGAUUUAUGGAGAAUUGUGGAAGACUGGAAUGUUUGAGCGUAUGUCCCUACAGACAGAUGAAGAUGAACACAGUAUUGAAAUGCAUUUGCCUUAUACUGCUAAAGCCAUGGAAAGCCAUAAGGAUGAGUUUACUAUUAUUCCUGUGUUGGUCGGAGCACUGAGUGAGUCAAAAGAGCAGGAAUUUGGAAAACUCUUCAGUAAAUACCUAGCUGAUCCUAGUAACCUCUUUGUGGUUUCUUCUGACUUUUGCCAUUGGGGUCAGAGGUUCCGUUACAGUUACUAUGAUGAAUCCCAAGGAGAAAUUUAUAGAUCCAUUGAGCACCUAGAUAAAAUGGGUAUGAGCAUUAUAGAGCAGCUAGAUCCUGUAUCUUUUAGCAAUUACUUGAAGAAAUACCAUAAUACAAUAUGUGGAAGACAUCCUAUUGGAGUGUUAUUAAAUGCUAUCAACGAGCUCCAGAAGAAUGGAAUGAAUAUGAGCUUUUCAUUUUUGAAUUACGCUCAGUCAAGCCAGUGUCGAAACUGGCAAGACAGCUCAGUGAGUUAUGCAGCUGGAGCACUUAUGGUCCACUGAACCACUGAAUGCUCAGGGAUGGCACCUGCACACACUCUGUAUACGGGGUCCCAGCCUAGCCCUUACAAAGAUACAGUCCCUGGUCUUUGGGUAUACUGAAACCUCAAACUAAUAGAACUCUGUUCUUUUCUAGUAGGUGUAGUCCUUCCUUAGUUUCAACUCAUUUAAAAAUGCUUUCUUGUUUAGGACAAUGGAAGGAAGGCUGGUAUAAGAACUUUUUGUGCUUUCUUUUUUUUGCCUUUUUUUUUCUUUUUUGUUUUUCGGGGAAGAGAUAAUGGCUAUGAAGGCAUGGUGGUAGACUGUCCUUACAAAUACAACAUAUAAAGCAUUUACCAUAUCCUAAAUUUGCACUCUUUGCAGACCUGUGCACAUAUACUCUGCUUUCAGAAUAGUUUUGCAAGUUGUAAACGGAAAAAGGGGGUGGAAGCUUUUUAAUAAAAGAAAAAAAAAAA